CUAGGGCCGGCUGGCUACCACUGCCCCCUGCUCUGCCUCCCAGGCCUCCUGGUUCACAGGUUUCCCAUCACAUCACAAAUGCUGAACCAAAUGCUCCUCUUAAAUCAAGCUACCAAGACUUCAGACUUGAAGAACAGAUGGAGCAAGAAUCUGAGACCGAAUUACAUUUGCUAACCACCAGAACUUCAUCGCAGGGAGAAGAAAGCAGCCCAGUAAAAAAGGAGGUUUUGCUUACUCAGCCACCCUCAAAACCAAUCCGCAGAAAAUUCCGACCUGAAGGCCAGAUGCUGGAGAAUCCGGAACUUUCUCCCACUAAAAGUGUGGCAUCUUCCUUGGUUGCCAUCAAGCCCCAUCACUCAAUCUCAAAACAGUCAUCAAAACAGAAGAAAGCUAUUCAGACAGCUAUUCGAAAAAACAAAGAAGCCAAUGCAGUUCUCGCUAGGUUAAACAGUGAACUCCAGCAGCAGCUAAAGGAAGUUCACAAAGAACGAACUGCCUUGGAGACCCAGUUGGAGCAGCUCCGACCUGUCACUGUUUUAUGACAGUCCGCACCAGAACAUUUAUGCCAGGAAUCCUAGACUAUAUCAGCGUCACAUAUUGGCAUAAUAUCUUUGCAAAGGCAACAUCAUGAGGGAACAAUAAUGGCCAGAUUUCUUUUGCAUUUUUUUGUACCAGUUUAUCUUGCAGGUGGAAAAAGGUACACAGUCUGAAUGUUAAACCUCAUGCCUAUGAAAUCAGGAAUGAAACAGUCAGAAACCAUCUCUGUCAUUACCAUUUUGUUAUUUAUUUCUCUUAUUUUUGAUUUAUAUGCAGGGUUUUUUUUGGCAGGGGACUUUCAGAAAAUUUGUUUAUAUAUAAAUUUAUACUGGAAAGUCAUUCCAUAAAUGCCUGCAGUUUUUCAAGGUCUCUCUAGUUUUAGGAUAAUUUUAAGUAGCAUCUUCAGAAAUCUGUAUGCUUUAUGUACCUUAUUGAUAACGUAAGUGCAGUGCCUCACUAUGAAGGUAUGACAUACACAUUCUUUCCUCUAAAAGCUGUCCCAAUUCCCUGGCUCCCUGCCUAUGUUAUCCAUCAGUACACCUAUGUCCUUCUCCAUUAGUUGCCAUUGGUGUUGACAGGAAUGGGGUGACUCAAGAUUCACUAUCUGGAUCAGGGCCCUUUGUUGCUGUUCUGAUUGGAUGCAAAGUUUUGCAUGUUAAAACACUAAAAAGCCAUGUUGUGAUAUGAGGCACAUUUAUCCCUGUAGCUUAAGUUCAUAGGGUUAAUCUGUUUGCAUUGGCAUUUGCAAUGCCUUGGCUCUGGCAUUCAUUUGGUGCUCUCCAUGCUGUUGCAGUAUGCAACCUUGUUAUCUUGAGAGUGAUCAAAUGCAGGGCUUAUGCUGCUAUUGAUAGAGAACAUCCUCCCCCCCACAGCAUGCUGAUACAAUUGUGUUCUCUAUCAGCAUGGCUGGCUUUGUGAAUUGUGCCCCAAUGCAGUAUUUUAUAUUUUACAGAGUAAAUGCUAUCAAGUAAUGCAAAAUUUAAAUCUAAACCUUAGACACCUACUGGUUAUGACAAUUGCAUUUUUGAUUGCUUGUUCUGUAAGAUAUAACCAACAAGGAAAGUUGGCAGUCAGAAUUCCCUCUAUGCUAUCUGUCAGUAAAAAACAUAUUUACUUGAAAAACUGUACUUUCUUUAUGUCCUGAAAACUGAAAUUCUCCCUAUGAAGUCCCCAUGUUCAGUUACCACAGUUGGUCCUAGGAAGUCCUACUGAACUCAGUGUGACUUCAUUUGGGUAAGCAGACAUAAAGUUUUGUUUGUAUACUGCCUUAAUAGUUUGUCUAACUUUGGAUUCUACCCAAAAUAUAUAAUACUUUUUUAUUGGCAUAUGGAGACUAUUCUGAUAAUAAGCAAAAUAUAUAUUCUGGCUAGUCUUAACAUUUAUACAGUUUGGCAUUCUUCAUAGGUUAUUGUGCAUCAUCACAAAAUGUAGCAUUCAUAUCACAUCAUCCAUAAUUCCUCCCUUUCUUUAAAAUAUUCCAUAUUUCACUAUUCUUCUUUUGCAAGUAUAAAUCCAGAAAUCAGAAGAUGUUACUAAUUACUACUAGAUUGGCAAAGAAGGCCUGUGAGAUUCACUGCUUCAGUUUUCAUAUAACAAAAGUCUUAAUUGUUUUGAUAAAAGCAUAAUUACUUGAGAUUGAAUUUAACCAUGAGAGUAAAUGUUUUAGGAUAGACUCACAGCAUCUAAAUCUUGUGUUGCAAAAAUUUUGCAUUUGUAAUAUGGCUAUAGGCUGAACUAUGGGGACUUUUAAAGGAAAAUGAUAUGCAUUACUGAAACAAUAUCAAAUUUGGGGUUUAUGUAAAGUUUCACAUAAAUGUGUAGUGUGAACUUCAUCAAUGCAAAUAUUUAAAGCUGGCAAGAAGCAAUGUUUUGGCUAACGGUUAUAAAAUGUAUUUGAAGAGAAGUCUGGAAGUAUAAAAGAAAACUAUCUAAAAUGACCACAUUAAGUCUGUUUCAAAGUCAGGUAUAUAAAAAAAUUACAUGGUUGGGUAUUUCACAUCUAUUUAUAAUCAUUUUCUGUAGUCAGUACCAAAAAUAAUGAUGACCUAUGAUAAUAUACCUAUCAUGUUUAGAAAUAAUCUCAUUCCAUUUUUAUGUUAGUUACUCUAUUGAGAAUCUAUGGCCAAUUCCGCACAUGCAGAAUAAUGCACUUUCAAACUGUUUUCAAUGCUCUUUGAAGCUGUGCAGAAUAGCAAAAUCCACUUGCAAACAGUUCUGAAAGUGGAUUGAAAACACAUUAUUCUGCGUAUGCAGAAGGGGCCCAUAUUUCAAAUAUCCUAUUCAAUUGCUGCAGUAAUUGUUAGAGUUAAACAUUAUUGUAUCUUUAUACCCCAUUUUCCUGCUAAAUGGCAUUCAGUGAAACUCUGUCACUCUGUUCUGUCUACACAGGCUGGCAGUGCUCUUUCCGAUUCCUGCUGCCAGAAAUUUAUAGGGGGAGUAGCCAAGGUUUCAACAUGGGUCCCUAUGCAUUGGAAUACACAUCACAAACCAAUAACUGUAGCUCCUCUGCAGAUAUUAAUAUGCUCAAGAAAGGUUUGGUGAGCUUAGAUAUAUUUUAAAAUUCCUUGAAAUUCUUUGGAACAAUAUCCAUAAUUUUAAUUAAGAAACCUAUUCCAGUAUAAACAGCGUAAACUUUAGGGAGACUUCUCAUCAAAUUGAUUGCACUUGAUUUCUUGCAAGUCAAAAAGAGUUGGUGAUACACAAUUUUUAAGCUACUGAAGUAUGAGAGAGUGCUGAUGGAAGAAGAACUCUAAUUUUAAGAUCAGAUUAGGUUCUAAUGGAAGCCUUUUCUUUCCUUAGUGGGAGAAGAGUUAUAAGUGUUCCAGAGGGCCAAGAACUGAAUAGUAACCUAAUUACACUGGUUCCCCAAUUAUGCAUUCAGGACCCAUUGUUGAAAGAAUAUUAUUAAAAAGCCUUAAUUUUUGGUGUUGGCCGUACAGAGUCUACUUAGAGCCUGUUUUGAUAUGUAUUUGAGCAGCAUAUGGGAAACUGUACUAAAGGAAGGAGAGACUUGCUAUCUUUGUUCAGAGUAAAGUCUUCUUGCAUCUGCUGCCAUCACAAACAAUGGGUUGUGUUUAGAAAACGCACAGGACGCAGAUUUAAUGUCUGCUCAUGAGACUGUUUUGGUCAUAUUUAUAAAUAAACAGAAAAUAAUUUCUGGCUUUGGGGUUUGCCCCCAAAAGUGAACCUCUUCGCAAAACAUGGAAAGCACUUGUGAAAACUUCAAUUCUUGAAAAGCCUUAGGAAGGAAGUGCCGUUCAUUUAACACUGCCAGAUCUCUAGUCUUCAACACAGGCUCUCACACAUACUGAAAGAAAUAUUUUGCGGGAUAUAAAACAGAUUAGGAACUAGUAAUAACAAUCCUCUUGUAUUCUACAAAAUAAGAUAAAAUGUAUUUUGUUAAAACAUGAUUAUCUCAAGUGAUAAAGACAAAAAGAAAUUAUAUAUUUGGAGUUUCCCUUGUUCUCUUGUUUGCAUAAAAAGCAAAUAAAUUGUAUGUUUAUGUUUUA
Molecule: messenger RNA, 4046 nt
Organism: Sphaerodactylus townsendi
Lineage: Eukaryota; Metazoa; Chordata; Lepidosauria; Squamata; Sphaerodactylidae
Product: ralBP1-associated Eps domain-containing protein 2-like
Exons: 6
Coding region: 138-542 (134 amino acids)
Source: RefSeq, a predicted model, not a curated record